AUGUGGGGGUUUCCUGGGAAGAAGCAUGGCAAGGAGCGUGUUCACUUGAAGCUGGAGGACAUGCUCGCCGAGGUUCUGGGCGCGCGCGACGCAGCACCGGACGGCAAGCGGCAAGAGGAGUCGUCACCGAGCGCAGCCAAGGAGGAGCGGAGCGACGGCGUCGCGGAAUCGGGAACGCAGUACCAUCAGCACAUCGUCGACAGCUCGGACAAGUUCCUUCUCGACGUACAGGACACGAUCGACAAGUUCGGGGAGGCGGCGGAGCGCGAGGUCUCGCGGUGGAACCGGAAGGCCCGAGAAGCCCAUGACAAGCACCGCCAACUGGCGGAGAAGUCCGCGAGAGAGGUCUUCGGCAAGGUCUACCAGCAGUUCCUCGACCAAGCCGGCGCCGCGUCCCCAGAGAUCCGCGCCCGCGGCCGCGUCAUCGGAGAUAUGAUCCUGGAUGAGCUGUACUCGAGCAUUUUGGGGAUGGAGCGGCGGAAGCCAGCGCAGAAAGCGGAGGCCGCUGUGGCGCCGAGUGGCGGGCCGGAGCGGGUGUCGACGCAGCCGCAGGAGGGCGGGCAGUACCUGGGGCGUGCGGCGGACGGCGAGGCGGAGUGGCUGGCGGAGCCGUCGGACUGGGAGUCCCAGGCUCAGAAGUUGCACGGAGAUAGGGAUUCGAGGACUAAGAACGGCGGGGCGAGCAAGGGCGAGAAGGGCGCGGGGGGCGGCGGGGAGGGGGCGGGCGAAGGGGCGCAAGGGGUCGAUGGCGGGAAGGAGGAAGACACGCCACUACUAUUUAAUAUGGUCGCACCGUGGACGGAUCCUGUCCUCGGACCCUUCGUGGAAGGGCUGUGGGAGCCGUUCGACGAGCAGGUGCAGGGCAUCAAGCGUACAAUCGUGGUGGCGGGCGCGACGCUCAGCGUGACGUGUCUCGCCACGGGCUUCUUCCUGGGGUACCUCAAGGGGCGCAGCGACAGGAAUAACAAGUAG
This is a messenger RNA of Pedinophyceae sp. YPF-701, 972 nucleotides long. The record is from the annotation of a GenBank genome assembly. NCBI's taxonomy places the organism in Eukaryota, Viridiplantae, Chlorophyta, Pedinophyceae.